UUAUUAACAAGGCAAGCCAACCCAAAACCUCAAAAAAAAACAGGAAAAAUAAACAAGCAAGCAAAGAAAGGAAUUCAAAGAAGAUUCCUACUAUAUAUCUCUCUUUGCACAUCGUUUUCAUUUCCCCUUCUUCCCUUUGUUAGCAAACCUUGAAGAAAACUCUCUCUGUAUCUAAUGGAAGCAUUUCUACACAAGAUUGCAAUAUUACAUAUAUUUCUUGGAUUCUUUCUAAUUUUAUCAGGUUUUGGUAUAGAAUCCCUCGGCAUUAAUUAUGGUCAAGUGGGCAACAAUUUACCAUCCCCUGAUAAAGUUCUCGAGCUUCUGCACUCCCUUAGGAUAACAAAAGCCCGAAUUUACGACACGAAUCCCCAAGUUUUGUCGGCAUUUGCCAACUCCAACAUAGAACUCAUGGUGACAGUUGAAAACCAAGUCCUAACAACCUUAAUGGAUCAACAACAAGCACUUCAAUGGGUAGGAACCCAUAUUAGGCCUUAUUUUCCGGCCACGAGGAUUACCGGAAUUGCUGUGGGAAAUGAGCUUUUCACCGGCAAUGACAUGACACUAAUAACUAACGUCGUACCAGCCAUGGUGAGCAUUCGUGCAGCUUUAGUGAAAUUAGGGUUAGAUCAAUAUAUUCAGGUUACAACACCCCAUUCUCUAGCAGUUCUUGCGGCAUCAUAUCCACCUUCCGCUGGAACUUUCCAAUCCGAACUCUCCAGCGUAAUGCCGCAAAUUUUAAAGUUUUUGGCAGAUACAAAGGCGCCAUUUUUGAUCAAUGCCUAUCCGUAUUUUGCGUACAAAGAUGAUCCCAAUAGGAUUCCUAUAGAUUAUGUACUGUUCAACCGUAAUCCCGGAAUGGUCGAUCCUUACACUAAACUACAUUAUGACAACAUGCUGUAUGCUCAAGUGGAUGCAGUGAUAUUUGCCAUGGCUAGAUUAGGGUUUCAAGGGAUUGAAGUUAAAGUUUCAGAAACAGGGUGGCCAUCAAAGGGUGAUCCGAAUGAAAUCGGAGCGACGGUCCAAAAUGCCGGCGUAUAUAAUCGGAAUUUGAUGAGAAGGCAGUUAAAAAACGAGGGGACGCCAUUAAGGCCUAACAUGAGACUUGAAAUUUAUAUUUUUGCAUUGUUUAAUGAAGACAUGAAGCCCGGCCCGACAUCAGAGAGAAAUUACGGACUCUUUCAGCCCGACGGGACAAUGGUAUACAAUGUCGGGAUUUCCGCCUUGUCGAGUACUUCAUCAACUUCAACUUCAACUUCAACUUCAUCUGCGUCUGUUUCGUUCACUUCAAAUGCCACCCAGGUUAAACAGAAGGGAAUGGGAUAUAAAAGCUUGGUGUACUCAAUAUUUCCAUAUUUGCUGGUCUUCAUAGUUUUUUAUGAGAAGAUAGACAGUGUUUAAUCCAUAGACAACACCAGCAAAUAUCACUUCUGGGAGAGGAAAUUAAUGGGGUCUAAUUUUUUGCACAUUUUGCACAAAAUUAAGUCACCCCAUUUCGAUGAAGAUCCAAUCGUUGAAUCACAUUAUAUUUCCCACAUAUACAUGUAUACGUACGUAUACGUGUUUCUUCAAUAUUGACUCAUCUACCAUUGAUUUAGAACCAAUUCUUAAAUCAAUGGUCUGGUGAUGCACCAUUGUAAUAAAUUAUAGGAGAUAUUUCAAUAGAAUAUUAGAUUUUAAUUAUCUAGCUAGAGAUGUAACAUACUCAUUUUAUUAUUCUCUCAUUGCAUAAAUUAUAAAGGAUUCAAUAUAAGAAUUUACGUGCUCCACUCA
Molecule: messenger RNA, 1770 nt
Organism: Olea europaea var. sylvestris
Lineage: Eukaryota; Viridiplantae; Streptophyta; Magnoliopsida; Lamiales; Oleaceae
Product: glucan endo-1,3-beta-glucosidase 14-like
Exons: 3
Coding region: 175-1398 (407 amino acids)
Biological process (GO): carbohydrate metabolic process
Cellular component (GO): plasma membrane
Molecular function (GO): hydrolase activity, hydrolyzing O-glycosyl compounds
Source: RefSeq, a predicted model, not a curated record